Cadophora gregata is the source of this 819-nucleotide messenger RNA. RefSeq lists its product as uncharacterized. Lineage: Eukaryota; Fungi; Ascomycota; Leotiomycetes; Helotiales; Ploettnerulaceae. The coding region runs from base 1 to 819 and encodes 272 amino acids. The record is from RefSeq and is a predicted model, not a curated record. The transcript is spliced from 2 exons.
AUGCCGAAACGCAAAAGCGACUCAGCAUCAGCGACUGCGAACCUAAUCCGAGUGCGCAACAACCAACGACGAUCAAGAGCCCGGAGACGCGAAUAUGUUGCCGAGUUAGAACGCAAGUUAAAAGAAUGUGAAGUAGAAGGAGUUCCAACAUGCAGUAUUGUACCGGAAGACACGAUCCGCCGGCUCCAGGAAGAGAAUAGGAAGCUGCGAGAACUCCUACGGCAGGUUGGCAUCGAACAGAUUACGGUGGAGCAAUAUCUCACGAACCACGACGACAAUAAUCCACGCGAGACCGUAGGAAUAGUGGUGAAUGAAUUAGUGGCAUCUGCAGGACUUCAGAUUCCUUCCUGGACUUCUGAUGUGGUCGAGGCGGAUUCCCUGCAGGCAGCAGCAGCAACACUGCCUGAGUACAUCGACGAGCUGCUUGUGGACACGUUCCUGAAUCUGCCAGAUGAUAGCUUCUCUGACCCAGACCUUGGACGACUCCUUGAUACCGCCCAAGAAGGACCCGUGUCCGACCCAAUCAUGCUGCCUAGCCAUUCUCCAUCAGCCUUGUGCACUGCACCAUCAUCCUCAACCCCCGCAGAUGCCCCGAGCUUCUUCUGCCCCGAGUCCAGUCUACCGGUUACCAGCCAGUGCGAUACCGAGACGACUCUAUGCUCAGAUGCAUACGAGAUGCUACGUCAACACAAUAAGAAGGGAGUAGACAUGAUCGAGAUAGGCAUUCGUCUUUGGAAUGGCUUUACAAAAGGUGACGAAAGGGGUUGCAAGGUAGAAAACAAAUUGCUGUUCAGUGUGCUGGAAUAUAUCAGUGGGUGA